GUCGUUUUACGGUUUACCUCAUCGCGGGUCAUCGUGGGGCCUCAAUGCCUCAUGAUGGCGACUUCUCCUGCCAGUACUUCGCCGUGUUUCUCUGCUCGUUCCUUUCCUUUCCCCUUCCACUUCGCCCGCAUGUUCUCGGCAUCCUAGACAAGCGCCUUUGUCCUCCACUGUACCAGCACGAUCGGCUCUCUCUCGCGGUCUCGCCUACCGGGUGUACUACAAAGCCGCCGUUCCCUCGCACACGCACCACCCCCCUGCCCUGUUCAGGACGCACGCACGCGCCGGCCGGAGCUGAUCGGUCGAUCCAUGCGGGCAUGGACACGCCGUCGUCGACGUGGGAGGACGGCUCGGAGGCCGACGCGCACUCGAGGUCCGAUUACGCCGCCUCCGACGUGUCGUCCGAGUGCAGCGGCGAGCCGGGGAGCCCCUACGGGACGCCGCCGUACCCGCGGUGGCCCGUGCGCAACGUAGCGGCGCGGAUGCCUUCUCAACUCCCAAUGCCGCCGCCGCUGCUGCAGAGGCUCGGCACUGCGGCGCGCCGCGGCGGCGGCGGCGUGCGCGACAGGAAGGCCGGGUUCAGCGAGCUGCAGCUGAUGAAGGAGAGGUUCUCGAAGCUUCUGCUGGGCGAGGACAUGUCCGGUGGCGGCAAGGGGGUCUCCACCGCCGUCGCCAUCUCCAAUGCCAUCACCAACCUCUACGCGACUGUAUUCGGGAGCUGCCACAGGCUGGAGCCCCUGCCGGCGGAGAAGAAGACGAUGUGGCGGCGGGAGAUGGACUGUCUGCUCUCCGUGUGCGACUACAUCGUCGAGCUCUUCCCGUCCAAGGAGAUCCUGCCCGACGGCACCACACGAGAGGUCAUGGCGACCAGACCAAGAUCCGACAUCUACGUCAACCUCCCCGCCCUCGAGAAACUCGACGACAUGCUGCUCGAGAUCCUGGACGGCUUUCAGAAGACUGAAUUCUGGUACCUCAACGACAAGGGCCACAAGGAUAGCUGCGACGACGACCGUCCGGUGAGCCACCGCGGCGAGGACCGGUGGUGGCUGCCCGUACCGUGCGUCACCAAGCCCGGGCUGACGGAGUCGGCGCGGAGAGACCUGCAGCAGAAGCACGACUGCGCGAACCAGAUUCACAAGGCGGCCAUGGCCAUCAACAACGGCAUCCUCGCGGAGAUAAAGAUUCCUGAACUGUACAAGCAGACACUCCCCAAGUGCGGGCGGGCAAGCGUGGGCGACUCGAUAUACCGGCACAUGUCGUUCCCGGGCAAGUUCGCGCCGGAGUACCUCCUGGACUGCCUGGAGAUAUCGUCGGAGCACGAGGCCCUGGAGGUGGCGGACCGCGUGGAGGCAGCGAUGCACGUGUGGCGGCGGAAGGCGAACCACGGCCACGGCCAGUCGAGGUCGCCGUGGAGCGCGGUCAAGGACCUGAUGGAGUCGGACAAGAACGUGAUGCUGGCGAGCAGGGCCGAGGACGUCUUGCUCUGCCUCAAGCAGCGCUUCCCCGGCCUCUCCCAGACCACGCUGGAUGCAAGCAAGAUACAAUACAACAAGGACGUUGGGCAAGCCAUCCUGGAGAGCUACUCCAGGGUGCUGGAGAGCCUGGCGUACACCAUAGUAACAUGUAUAGAUGAUGUUCUUUUCGCCGACGAGUCUGCAAGGAAGAUCUGAUGAUCAUUUGUUCAUCCUGCCUCUGGAACGGGAAUCGAAAUAAGGGUCCAUACAUCCAUCCAACAAUAUGUACAUUAUGCCAUAACAUGUAGCACUAAUGGAAGAUAGCAUAAGCACAGUAGGCUACUCCCCCUAGCUUAGCCAUGUUUGGAGUUACAUUCAUUCCCAUGGUCCCUCAGUUACCUUGCAUUCUCUAUAUCAUGACAAUAGAUGUCAGGAGGCACAGUGACUACAGUAUCGGGUGUCACUUGUGAUUGUUUCUCAUAUAUGGAUGGGCAUGGGCAUCA
Molecule: messenger RNA, 1954 nt
Organism: Brachypodium distachyon (stiff brome)
Lineage: Eukaryota; Viridiplantae; Streptophyta; Magnoliopsida; Poales; Poaceae
Product: rop guanine nucleotide exchange factor 3
Exons: 7
Coding region: 45-1667 (540 amino acids)
Molecular function (GO): guanyl-nucleotide exchange factor activity
Source: RefSeq, a predicted model, not a curated record